CCAGGGGUCUUUUGGGCUCCUCAUGAGUGUGGAGGGCCCCGAGACCUGACACGCGUGCUCGCACAGCUCACGCCCACAGACACGCUCACCCUCCCCACGCGAUCACACCGCACUCUGGGGCCGUGUCUGGAUGGCCAGGGCCUCCUGCGUUGAGCUGUUGUUCGGAUCCAGCUGGCUGGCUCCGUGAGUCCAGCGGUCUGUAGCCAGGGGGCCUCCGAGGGCGCACACAGUGGGGUGACAGGCAGCCUUGCUAAAGAAAAAGUGCGCCCGUGCCUGAGGUGGGAGGAUGUGAUGACGCGGUGGCCCCCGCGCAGCGGGAACUCGGGCCUUUAAAAAGCUGAGGAAACAGCCUGUGAGCAAAGCCGUGGCUACACUGGAGGAAAGCACACCCAGGCCUCACAUUCAAGAAGCCAAACUGUCUGCUUCAAAGAGAAAGGGCAACAUCCUGUCACAGGCCAUGCUCUGGCAAAAACGAGGUGCCCUGUUCCGGCCCAGUGCUUUGGCCUCCCAGCUUUGAUGACAAAAGGCACAGUGAAACUUCUCACAGCCGCAAGGCUGGACACCUUCUGGUCCCAAGUAUGUGGCUCAGCAUCGGCCACAGCACCAGAACAAGCCCCAGCCCCGCCCCGGCCAUACCAGGGCGUCCGCGUGAAGGAGCCGGUGAAGGAACUGCUCCGGAGGAAACGUGGCCACGCCAGCAGUGGGGCGGCUGUCACACCUACGGCGGUGGUGCUGCCCCAUCAGCCCCUGGCGACCUACACCACAGUGGGUCCUUCCUGCCUUGACAUGGAGGUCUCUGCUUCCACGGUGACCGAGGAGGGGGCCCUGUGUGCCGGCUGGCUCUCCCAGCCUGCCCCGGCAACCCUUCAACCCCUGGCCCCGUGGACACCCUACACGGAAUACGUGUCCCACGAAGCUGUCAGCUGCCCCUACUCAGCGGACAUGUACGUGCAGCCCAUGUGCCCGAGCUACACGGUGGUGGGGCCCUCCUCCGUGCUGACCUACGCGUCCCAGCCACUCAUCACCAAUGUCACGACAAGAAGUGCAGCUGCGCCCACAGUGGGGCCCCAGCUGGACGGCCCGGAGCACCAGGCACCUCUCACCUAUUUCCCGUGGCCUCAGCCCCUGUCCACGCUGCCCACCUCGACCCUGCAGUACCAGCCUCCGGCCCCAGCCCUGCCUGGGCCCCAGUUCGUACAGCUGCCCAUCUCCAUCCCCGAGCCAGUCCUUCAGGACAUGGAGGACCCCAGGAGAGCCAUGAAUUCCCUGACCAUCGACAAGCUGCUUUUGGAGGAAGAGGAUGGUGACGCCUACGCACUCAACCACACGCUCUCCGUGGAGGGCUUUUAGGGUAUACUCCUGAUGCUGGGAUUUAAAACAGGAUUCAAAUCAGGGAACAGGAUUCACAUCUGUUUGGAAUGGUCACGUUAUGACAGUCCUUGGCACCCCCAACUAGAGUGAGAGACCUUCCCUUCCUUCCUUUCUUCCUUUUCCCUUCCUCUCUCCCUCCAUCCCUCCCUUCUAUCCUUCCUCAUUUCUUUAUCCAUUUCUGUUCCUUUUGGAGAAGGAAUUAUAGGGAUUUUAGUGAUGAUAUUGAUGCCACUGUUGCAAACCUAUGACCCAGGUGCUUUUUUUUUUUUUUUUUUUUUUUUUUUUUUUGCCUCAUUUCAUUCACUGGAGCAAGCAGCAGCCUGGCUGAGCUGUCCUCAGGCCUGUGAAGCCCUGCCCUGCCCUCUGUCACAUUGAGGUGGAAGGGGUGUCCUACCGUACCUCCACGGGCAGACCCCCGCCAGAGUCCUUGAGCUGUUCGGAAAUUCCCACAGUUGCUCCUUCGUUUGCGGUUUUCAGGGCCGGCCAGACUUACAGUCUCAGGCAGCAGAGUCUCAAGGCCUGGGGCUCAGGGAGGUGGAGGGGUGGUGGUCCUGAGAGAAAAGGGAACGUCAGAGUGGGUCGGGGCUGGGUCAAGGGACAGAGGAGGGAGGGGAAUAAGGUGUGUGUAUAUGGGGGUGGAGGGCAGGGCUGGGUUGGGUUGAAAGAAGAGGCUGAGGACCCAUUUAGCCCCAGAUUACUGGUUAUUAAGUAGAAUAAACUCAACAAAAAUAUUGGUUUAAUGGACAGUUUUGCUGCUGUCCUUGAGGACACCUGCAAGGAAAGCUGGGCUCCUGUAACCAGGAUGCACAGGUCUGACUGCCUCCUCCUAUGGGCAGACCCUCUGUGGUGCUUGCUGGGUGGGGAGCCAAGACCCACCAAAGCCCAGGGGUGACUGCGUCCUUGCUGCCUCACUGUGCUUCUUGUGUGUCUAAAAAAAAACUCCAUAAGCCACCACAAUGUGGAGCCUUGGCCUCCUUCCUAAGCACCGUCCUUCCUGGGGCCUUCUAGAGCCUCAGCUGGAAGAACCGCUAGGUUUCAUUUAGAUUUUUAUUGUUUUGCUGGGGAAUUGCAGAUCUGCAGGUGCUUGGGCACAGGUGUCGCUGGGGCUACAGGGCUGCUGACGGGCGCUGUGCUUUGAGAUCCAGCACAUCCAUCUGCCAAUACCAGUGUGAGUGUCAGGCAAACACGCUAGUUGGUGGAGUCCAUGUCCAAGUGACAAACUUUUCUCAGAAAUGAUGGCUUCAUGGGCACAUUUCCUUUCCCAUCUUCAGUAAAAACUCCAGAAAGUUGCCUUUUAUUGGAUAUUUUUUCUGCUUUGGGAUUAUUGGGACCCACAUUUCUCAGCAUCUGCCUUUUAAAAUCCUAUUACAAAUAUCUUGAAUUGUUUGUAUUUGGACUUAAUAUUUAGAUUUAAAAGGUUAAAAUUUUCAAUACCAAAUUUACAUCUUUGUUAGUAGUGAUGUUGAGUAGACAAAGAAGAGGAGGCCUCAGGCCCAUUUCGUUUCCUAGAGAAAACACUAUCCAAGAUUUUUCAGCUUAUUGUUUGAGAGUUUGAGAUAACAGAAGUGAUCUCCAUGAGGGAGUCUCAGGUGGGACAAACUAGCAUAGAAAUAAAGUACUUUAAGUAUUUGCUAAGAUUUAUAUGAUGACUUUUUUUUCCCUCCUUAGCUUGGGGUACAAGGUCUUGGUUGUAAUAGUUUCUCUAGGUUUCUUUCUGGUUUUUCCUGCUAAGAUGGAAACAUUUUAAUAAAGAUUCACUCAGA
Messenger RNA from Mustela lutreola (European mink), 3134 nucleotides. It is a transcript of the gene POU2AF1, whose product is annotated as POU class 2 homeobox associating factor 1. The record is from RefSeq and is a predicted model, not a curated record. Gene Ontology annotation, cellular component: RNA polymerase II transcription regulator complex. The transcript has 6 exons. NCBI's taxonomy places the organism in Eukaryota, Metazoa, Chordata, Mammalia, Carnivora, Mustelidae. Gene Ontology annotation, biological process: positive regulation of transcription by RNA polymerase II. Gene Ontology annotation, molecular function: transcription coactivator activity; POU domain binding; DNA binding. The coding region runs from base 517 to 1350 and encodes 277 amino acids.